Messenger RNA from Prunus armeniaca (apricot), 354 nucleotides. Lineage: Eukaryota; Viridiplantae; Streptophyta; Magnoliopsida; Rosales; Rosaceae. The record is from the annotation of a GenBank genome assembly.
AUGCUACCACCUCAACAAGCAGCAGCCCCAGCAACUGCUCCUGCUCCAGCAAGCCCUCCGGCAGCAGCAGCACCUGCAUUACCCGCCCCUGCAAAGGCUAGCACAUCUUCUCACCCUCCACUGAAAUGCCCCAUGGCUGGAACCUUUUACCGUUGUCCUGGACCUGGUGAACCACCUUUUGUUAAGGCAAGUGUGGGGGAUAAAGUUCAGAAAGGUCAAGUCAUUUGCAUCAUUGAAGCCAUGAAGUUGAUGAAUGAAAUUGAGGCUGAUCAAUCUGGGACAGUAACUGAGAUACUGGCCGAAGAUGCAAAACCAGUGAGUGUAGAUACGCCUCUUUUUGUCAUAGUACCAUGA